Messenger RNA from Liolophura sinensis, 2706 nucleotides. RefSeq names its product sulfotransferase 1C2A-like. Bases 446 to 1351 code for a protein of 301 amino acids. The transcript is spliced from 6 exons. Gene Ontology annotation, molecular function: sulfotransferase activity. The record is from RefSeq and is a predicted model, not a curated record. NCBI's taxonomy places the organism in Eukaryota, Metazoa, Mollusca, Polyplacophora, Chitonida, Chitonidae.
UAGGUGUAAAACAUCCGGGUACACCACCAGCUUUUGGCAGGAAGCGGGCAAGCUUUCUGACUUAAAGUCGUAUAUGCAAACCAGCGAGAGCUGGAUUCGAGCCGGCGACUUUGCUGGUCAUGGCUGAUUAACAGAACAAAACAGAACACCACAAUAUCUGGUCCUCUAGAAUAGAAUAAUCUCUCUCACUCGCCAUCUUGAAAGUCACAAAAGCGCCAUGCCCGCCUCUUGUUCAUUGAUGAUAUUACACCGAUUUUUUCAAAUCGAACACCAGUAUACAUCUGGACACCUUGAGAAGUGUUUAUUCUUACACGCCUGGGAUAAACGAGUGUUGCCGAGUUUGGCCGGAGAAUGUUAUUAAGUAAGGUUUGACGGCCUGGUAUGACCAGUGCCCAGUUCGUUCAGGACUGAUUAACGCUUAUCCUAGGCGUGUUUGUUACCAAGGAUGAUCACCAGGCAACGUUUCAAUAUGCCAACGACUGAGGUGAGAAAUUCGGCCGGAGACUCUAUACAGCUCCAUGAAUACAACGGAAAAUAUUAUCCUUUACUACCGCACAUUGAGGGGACAUUACCUCAAUUACCCGACCUCCCCUGCAGAGAUGAUGACGUCAUGAUUUUGACGUAUCCAAAAGCCGGUACCCACUGGACCUGGGAGAUUGUCAACAUGCUGUACGCGGGAGACGGUCAAAUCUCUUCACGUCGUAAAGGAGAAAGUAUGAUGGAAGCGGUGACUGUGGAAUCGCUGGCCGCCCUACCGUCUGUCCGUCUGCUUAACACACAUCUCCCGCCAGAGUUUUACCCCAAAGAUCUCAUCAAGAGGAAAUGUAAAGUGAUUUUCGUCCAGAGAAACCCCAAAGAUGUCUACGUUUCAUUCUUUCAUCACACCAAAAAAUUCAAGCCGUACGACUUUAAAGGAGACUGGAAUAGUUACUUUUUGAUGGCAGUGGAAGGGAAAGUUGAUUACGGGACGUGGUUUGACUUCACAAAACAAUACGAGCAGUUCUUCUCCGGGCAUCCUGAUAUACCUGUUUUGAGGCUGUAUUUUGAGGACAUGAAACAGGAUCUUCCGACGGAAGUAGAAAAAAUCUGCAACUUUUUGGGUUUGUCAUGUGAACCGAGCUACAGAGAUAAAGUGGUGGAGAAAUGUGGAUUUCAAUUUAUGAAGAAUGAAAAAAAAAUACCAGAAAGCUUCAUGAAUACUAUGGUGAACGGGAAAGAAGACCCUAUCUUCAGGAAGGGGAUUAUUGGCGACUGGAAGUCCCACUUUACUGUGGCUCAAAACGAGAGGUUUGAUCAAGAGUACAAACAACAGAUGAAGGGGUUUUCUUUUCCGUUUGAACAGUAUAUGUGAUAUUUCAUUAUGAAAAUCAUUGCUAUUCACGGAUAAAUGAACAAUAAAUAAUGUUUCUUACAAGAAAAAACUUUCUUAUCCAUGUAACCUCCAUGUCUUUGGACUGUUCACCUUUUAUGUACAUAUGCUUAUGUGUAUAUGGAUUUUUCGGCGUGCCAGUAGGUUAUAAGCCAAACUAUUGCUGACUUAAGUUUGGUUAAAGAUAUUAAGCACAGUGUAGUCUGCUUUAUUUGACACAUCAGCCGAAACUCUAUGGAUUAAGUAUGAUUUCAACGAGGAAGGUAUCAUCUAUACGGUUCACAAGACUAUAUAACGAUUAAGUAUGAUUUAAACGAGGACAAUAUUAACUACGGCUCACAGACUAAGGAUUAAGCAUGAUUUCGGUGAGGUACGUUAGAUCUAGACUGUAGUUCUGUGAAUUAAGUACGGUUGCGUGGAGGCAUAGCAGUCCUAGUUUUAGAGAUUAAGUAGGAUUUUGAUAUUGGCAUAUUUAUAUCAGCCACAGGUCUUAGGCUAAGGAUUAAGUAUGAUUUCAGCUUCGCACAUGUACGGGUUAAGUACCACGAGGCAUAUCAGCUGUGCAAUCAAGCAAGCUACAGUAAUCGGUGUCUUAAUCUGUCGUAACAGCUAUGGGUUGUCUAGCAAAGCCAAGGCCUUCGCUGGAAUGUCGAUUACAGAUUAAGUAUAAAUGGACUAUUUAUAAAUUACUUUAGUUUGUCUCUCAUUAAAUUGAAUGUGGCCUUUGCAAAUGUGUUUUCAAUGAGACCCGACAUUGGCGGGAUACAACCCAAGUAGUGUUAAACCUCAAACAAAAAGCAUCGCUUUUAUUAGGUUUUUAUUACACCUUUAGGAAAGUACGUUAGUUGUAUGCCAAAAGUCUGUGCUUUUAAGUAUUAAAAUGACAAAAAAAGGAAAGUGAAAAAAGAAGGCCAUGCAAUUAAUUUGAUUUUGAUCUACAUGGAAUGUCAUGCAGCAGAAAUCUAGAUAAAAGAAAAGACAAGACAAGGCCAAAUGUACAUAUGCUUCGAUAAAGAAUCCCACAGGAAGGUUACAAAGCAUAACUUUCUCUUUUUGCAAUGUUGCACAUCUGAGAUAUCGCAGUUCAACCCAAACAAAAUCGCGCAGAUCUAGACAAUAGAAAGCGCUGCCAUGUUAUCAAUUUUAACCAAUCAGGUGCGAGUUCUUUUUACAACCCGAUGACGUAUCUUAUGUCUACCGAUCCCUGAGUGCCUUUAAACCAAGUGUGCGUAUUGUACGAAUGACAAGACAUCGUAUUUCUGAUCACAAAUAAAUGAUUUGUGGAGUUGCCAACCACGGCUGUUUAGGUCUGCUUCCAUCCUUCUUCCUAAAUAAAU